UUCCUGACCCCUAUAACGUCUUCUAGAUCACCGUUCUGGGGACUCCUGCGGAAGAAGAUGGAGGAGGCAAAAUAGAUCUCAUAGAAGCUGGUGCUUUUGAUGAUCUGGAUGUUGUUUUUAUGGCUCAUCCAGCACAAAAGAAUGCAGCUUAUUUACCUGAUGUGGCUGAGCACGAUGUGACUGUGAAAUACUAUGGAAAAGCUUCUCAUGCUGCUGCUUAUCCUUGGGAAGGAAUAAAUGCAUUAGACGCUGCUGUUCUUGCCUACAACAAUAUGUCAGUUUUAAGACAGCAAAUGAAACCAACCUGGAGAGUUCAUGGUAUAAUAAAAAAUGGUGGUGUGAAACCUAAUAUCAUCCCUUCUUACACUGAGCUAGAAUUUUACUUGCGUGCCCCUUCGCUGAAGGACCUCGCCAUUCUGACAGAGAGAGCUGAAAAUUGCUUCAGAGCUGCAGCUUUAGCUACAAAAUGCAAAGUGGAAAUCAAAGGUGGAAGGCAUGACUACUAUAAUGUGCUUCAGAACAAGAGCCUAGAGAAUUCCUAUAUAGAGAAUGGAAAAGAGCUUGGAAUGGAAUUCACUACUGACAACUAUUUUUUGAAUGGUUCAUCAGGCUCCACUGACUUCGGAAACGUUACAUAUGUGGUUCCUGGGAUUCAUCCCUAUUUUUACAUUGGCACAGAUACAUUGAACCAUACUGAGCUAUAUACUACAGCUGCAGGGUCUCAGGAAGCACAGUUCUACACUCUACGUGCAGCAAAAGCUUUGGCCAUGACUGCACUAGAUGUUGUCUUCAAACCAGACCUGCUGGGAAAAGUCAGAGAAGACUUCAGACAAAUAAAGCUAAAAGAGGAAGGCCACUUUACAGAGGAAGACAAAGAAUCUGGCACAGAGGCAACAUGUGCAAAAUUUUAAACAAAACUAAAACCUAAAUUCCUCUACAUUGAUGGAAUAAAUAUUCUACUUGAAAUCUAAUGGAGGCAGGACAGAUUUCUUAGCCCAGGGUGGGGAAUCUUUUUGGAGUCAGGGGCCGCUGCCCCACAGAAAAGUCAGUCGGGAGCUGCACACAUGUGAAGCCAAAAAACCAAACAAACCCUCACCGUGAUGUGGCUCCCGACUGAGAAGGAGAAAAACCCUGCCCUCCCCUCCCCUCCAUUCCCUUGCACACCAGAGUGGUGUGGGGGGGAGGCAGGCUAGUAGAUCGUGUGCUCCAACCCGAUGGGGGAAUGCAUGGGGCUGGAGCACCAGCACAGGCUCCUCACUGCUGUGGGGAGCCGGGAGCCUCGAGAGCCGGAUCCAAGCAAGCUGGGAGCUGGAGCUGGACCCUGGGCCUUUGGUUCCCCACCCUGUCUUAGCUAGUGGAAGAUGGACUUGUGGCUUUAUUUUUUUUUAAGCGGUGUAGGGUAACCAAAUGUCCUUCUUACUUUCCAGUUUUUUUCUCUGAAAAAUAACUUUGUAGUUGUAACAUUGCAUGUUAUAAAAUGAUAUAUGCUUUUUAAAUCUAUUUGAAUGGUUGAUCCACAGUUACAGACAAUUGGUUGAAUGCUUUUGCACAGUAAAAAAUGUAGAAAAGUUCACUUAUUAAAAAUACUCUAAAUACGUCAACCUGUCAUGGUAAACUUUGUGGAGAAGCCAUAUGUUCAAGUCUGUACAAGCUGAAAAGCAAUUGUGUCCCCUAGCUAAAGUACAAACUUUCAGGAGAAAGCCACGUACCAGAGAGGAUAAAUCUGUACACUUGAGCCAGAAUAGGGUGCCUAAAAUCAAAAUUCUAAACGUGAAUGUAGGUGCCUAAAUUGGUAGCCUUAUUUUCCAGUGGUGCUGAGUUCCUAGCCUCUCCCACAGAACUUAAUUAGAACUGCAUGCUUCUAAAAAUAAGGGCUUGGUCUUAGGAGUUCAACUUAGGACUUGUCUGCAGGCUAACUGUUCCUGUUUAAAAGUGUGAAUAUCUUAAGUCAAUUCAAUUACGGUAAUACAAAAGGCUUAAUAGACAGGCCUUUAUAUUUUGGUUUAACUUAAGUUUUAAUAAGAAGCUGUUUAAGCUAAACCAAAAUAACUAUCCACACAAAAUUUUGCUUAAAUUGGUUUAAAAUCCAGUGCAGACUUUCUCAGACAUAGCAUCAAAUCCCUGUAUAAACAUUUUUUUAAAGUCUUAGCACUGAUGCUUUGUCUCACAUAAUUAGUCUCUCUAACCCUUUCCUCUGUUUCUAAAUCAUGUCAUUGAAAGACUAGAUUUCAAAACUAAAAUAAUCAAGCAAAGAACAGCUAUGCAAAAUGGAAUAUAAUUAUUAUUCUUUCAGAUACAUGUUUGAAUAGGAAGUUUUUUCCUAAUGUUGAUGGUCAGUGGAAUAAAUUAUAUACAACUAC
Messenger RNA from Pelodiscus sinensis (Chinese soft-shelled turtle), 2360 nucleotides. NCBI's taxonomy places the organism in Eukaryota, Metazoa, Chordata, Testudines, Trionychidae. The record is from RefSeq and is a predicted model, not a curated record.